CGAGGGUGACGGCCAGCGAGAGCCACCCCGAUAUGCCGGCAGCUUGCUAGCUAGCUGUACGUGUUGACCGGUUAGCUGCCCAAAAUACCGACCUGCAGCCCUGGCUUUGAAGAAGCUAGCAUCAGUGAAGGGUCCAUGACACGUCGCGCCGGAAAUAAUGAGACUGACUUUUAUUGUGCUGCUGCUGCUGCUGCUGAACAUCCAUCAGGUCACAUCGGCACCCAAAGGAGUCACUGCCAGUCUAGAAGCCAAAUGGAGCAUGACGCCUUUCCUCCUGGAGACAAGCGAAUUUGUCGGAGAAGAUGGGAAUGAGAAAUUCUGGCAGUUUGUUGACACUGUGAAAGAGCUCACCGUAUACAAGCAAGGAGAGUCUGUGCGCUCAUAUUAUAACUUGAUAAUAAAGAAGGCUGGCCAGUUCCUCACAGAUCUUCAAGUUCAUCUUCUCAAAUUUGCUCUGGCCCUACGCUCCUACUCACCAGCUGUUCAUGCGUCCCAGCAGAUAGCCAGUGAUGAGCCUCCGCCUGAGGCUUGCCCUGCCUUUGUCUCCAUCCAUGGUCAACAUAGCUGCAGCACCAAGGACAUCAAAAAGCUCCUGAAGGCAGCUGCAGGCAGGCCAAAACCCUAUUUAUACAAGAAUGAUCACACAUAUCCAGGAGUCAAUAACACAGAUGUGCCAGUUGUGAUCCUCUAUGCUGAGAUUGGAACCAGAAAGUUCACCUCUUUUCAUAAGGUGCUCUCCGAGAAAGCUCAAGAGGGCAAACUUACAUAUGUGCUGCGGCAUUUUGUAGCGGAUCCUAAACCUCAUAAGAUGCUUUUAUCUGGCUAUAGUGUUGAGUUGGCUAUCAAAAGCACAGAAUACAAAGCUGUGGAUGACACCAAAGUAAAAGAUCCAAAGACAGUUUUAAAUACAGAGGAUGAUGAUAACGACGUACAAGGAUUCCAUUUUGGAACAUUAAAGAAAUUUCAUCCUGAACUGCAGGAGAAACUCGUUGAGCUUCGCAAAUAUCUUCUGGACAGCACCAACGUUAUGGCCCCUCUCAAAGUGUGGGAAAUGCAAGAUCUAAGUUUCCAAGCAGCUGCCACAAUCAUGUCCGUGCCAAAGUUUGAUGCUUUGAAGCUCAUGCGAGACCUCAGUCAGAAUUUUCCAAGCAAAGCCAGAUCACUGACAAGAGUGGCCGUAAAGCAGGAAAUGAGAAAAGAAAUUGAGGAGAACCAAAAGCAUCUCAGUGAGACCAUUGGUGUUCACCCGGGAGAUGGGGAGCUCUUCAUCAAUGGACUGCACAUUGAUCUGGACUUUCACAACGCUUUCAGCAUUUUGGACAUCCUCAGAGGUGAGGCCAGGGUCUUGGAGGGGCUUCAUAACCUAGGCAUAAAAGGAGAACAUCAGGGCAAGCUGUUGCGAUUACCUGUGAAUGCUGUGGAUAACAGCUAUGCCUUAGAUAUCAGACAUCAAGCUAUUAUGUGGAUAAAUGACAUAGAGAAUGACCCGAUGUACCGCAGCUGGCCAACAGGUGUGCAGGAGCUGCUCAGAGCUACCUUUCCCGGCGUCAUCCGGCAGAUCAGACGCAAUUUCUUCAACUUGGUGCUUUUCCUAGAUCCAGUACAAGAAGAAAGUGUUGAGCUGGUUAAACUAGCAGAGCUUUUCUACAAGCACAAGAUCCCCCUGAGAAUUGGAUUUGUGUUUGUUGUCGACACCAAGGACGAGAUUGAUGGCUUCUCAGAUGCAGGGGUUGGAUUUUACAGACUGCUGAAUUACAUUGCAGACGAGUAUGAUUUAUCCCAGGCUCUGAUGUCAAUGGUCUCAAUGUACAACAAAGUAGGAGUUGGGGAAUCGCUCUCUGUUGAUACACUCUCUACUUACCUGAAGAUGAAAUUCCCUAAAGCCAAUGCUGAAAGGAUUCUCGGAGUAGAAUCCGAGUAUGAUUACAAUAGAAAGGACGGUUCCCUCUUCUACAAAAAGAGUGGCCUGGGCGCCCUGCCUCUGGCAUUGUUUAAUGGAGUACCCCUGAGCCCAGAUGAGAUGGAUCCAGAUGAGCUGGAGACCAUCAUUCUGCAGCGCAUAAUGGACACCACCAAUGCUUUCCAGAGAGCUGUCUAUAUGGGUCAGUUAAACGAGGGCUCAGAUGUGGUGGACUAUCUGAUGGAUCAGGCCAACGUGGUUCCCAGGAUGAACCCUCUUGUUCUAAACACUGACCGCAAGUACCUCGACUUCACUUCCAAACCAGUUGUAAAUGAUUGGGAAGACACGACUAUGUUUUCAUUUUUGGAUGCCAGAGACAAGACAGCUGUGGUGGCUAAGAGAAUGAAGUACUUCACAAAUUAUGAUGAGAAUGGGAUGAGCACUGUGACCAUAUGGAUAGCUGGGGAUUUAGAGACGGUCUCAGGAAGAAAUCUGUUGCUCAAUGCUCUGAAACACAUGAAGGCCAGCCCCGGAGUGCGUGUGGGGGUGAUGGAUAACCCCGGAGGAAAGCCCAGAGAAGAUAACACUGUGCUGUACAGGGCUAUCUGGGCCUCUUUCCUCACCCAGAAGAAUAAGGCUACAGUAGAGUUUGUGCAAAAACUCCUGAGAGAGGAAAGCAGCCAGCUCCUCCAGCAGGGGACCAAGAUGAAGGACUUACUGAUGCAGGACAUGGAUGUCGAUGCCUUCGAAAAAAAGUUCAACACAUUGGAGGUGGAUUUUAUCCGGAGUCAGCAGCUGUUCUCUAGGGAUGUCAUGAAACUGAGGCCUGGAGAUCGGGCAGUGAUCAGCAACGGCAGGAUCCUAGGCCCGUUUGAGGAGCAUGAAGAAUUCACUGUGGAGGAUUUCCACUUGCUGGAGAAGAUUACACAGGGCGGCUCUGCAGAGAAAGUCAAAGCCAAAGUUAAAGAGAUGGAGAUGAAGCCAAAGCACGCCAGCGACUUGGUCAUGAAAGUUGAUGCCCUCUUAUCUGCAGCCCCGAAAGGAGAGGUCAGGAGGGACGUCCACUUUAUCAAAGACAGCCACAGUGUGCUGCAACUCUCACCACGUGAAAACGAGGUGUUCUAUGACGUGGUGGCCAUCGUUGACCCCCUUACCAGGGAGGCACAGAAGAUGUCUUCUCUCCUGAUUGUGCUCAGUCAAGUGGUCAAUGUGAGACUGCAGGUGUUUAUGAAUUGCAGGGCAAAGUUGUCCGACAUGCCCCUCAAGAGCUUUUACCGUUUCGUCCUGGAGUCUGAUGUGGGUUUCUUGGCCAAUGACACAGUGUCUCCAGGACCAGUCGCCCGCUUUAUGGAGCUCCCAGAAUCUCUACUCCUCACGCUCAAUAUGAUCACACCAGAGAGCUGGAUGGUGCAGUCGGUGCGCAGCCCCCAUGACUUGGAUAACAUCCACCUGCAGGAGGUGAAUGGGAUUGUGGCGGCUGAAUAUGAACUGGAGCACCUUUUGCUGGAGGGCCACUGCUUCGACCUGUCAACUGGCCAGCCUCCCCGUGGACUCCAGUUUACCCUGGGCACGAGUCGGGACCCACUCAUGUAUGACACUAUUGUCAUGGCAAACCUGGGAUAUUUCCAGCUGAAAGCCAAUCCUGGUGCCUGGAUCCUAAGAUUACGUAAAGGGAGGUCAGAGGAUAUCUAUCAGGUUGUGACGCACGAUGGAACCGAGUCUCCUGCAGACGCUGGUGAUGUUAUAGUUGUGCUGAAUAGUUUCCACAGUAAGAUUAUCAAAGUCAGAGUGCAAAAGAAUGCAGAGAAAAUCAACGAAGAUCUUUUAAGUGAAACGAGUGAAAGCAAAGGCAUAUGGGACUCCAUAGCAAGAUAUUGGAGGACAAUCCUCACGGGUGGCGGCUCCAAGAAGGAUGAAGGGGAGAAGAAGAAAGAAGAUGUUCUAAACAUAUUUUCUGUUGCCUCUGGCCACCUGUACGAGCGCUUUCUCAGAAUAAUGAUGCUGUCCGUCCUUCGGCAUACCAAAAUACCUGUCAAGUUCUGGUUCCUCAAGAAUUACCUCUCCCCGUCGUUCAAGGAGACCAUCUCACACAUGGCAGAGUCGUACGGCUUUCAGUAUGAACUGGUGCAGUACAAGUGGCCCCGCUGGCUCCACAAUCAGCACGAGAAGCAGCGUAUUAUCUGGGGAUACAAGAUCCUAUUCUUGGACGUUCUGUUCCCCCUGGCUGUGGACAAGAUCAUCUUUGUGGACGCCGACCAGAUUGUCAGGGCCGAUCUGAAGGAGUUGAAGGAUUUAGAUCUGGAGGGAGCUCCUUACGGCUACACGCCGUUUUGUGACAGCCGCAGAGAGAUGGAAGGCUAUCGCUUCUGGAAAAGCGGCUAUUGGGCCUCGCACCUGGGACACAGAAGAUACCACAUCAGCGCUCUCUAUGUCGUCGAUUUAAAGAAGUUUCGUAAGAUUGCCGCCGGGGACAGAUUACGAGGCCAGUACCAGGCCUUGAGCCAAGACCCCAACAGUCUGUCCAACCUGGACCAGGACCUUCCGAACAACAUGAUCCACCAGGUGGCCAUCAAGUCUCUCCCUCAGGAGUGGCUGUGGUGUGAGACGUGGUGCGACGACACCUCCAAAGUCACAGCAAAGACGAUAGACCUGUGCAACAACCCAAAGACCAAGGAGCCCAAGCUGACGGCCGCAGCGAGGAUUGUGCCCGAGUGGGUCGAGUAUGACAACGAGAUAAAACAGCUCCUGAGACGGGUCCAGGAACAGGGAGACGCAGCGACAGAAAAACAGACUCCCUCUCCCUCGCAGCAAGAAAAAGCAGACAGCCUGCGUGAUGAACUUUGAGAGGAGGAAGGGAGGCAGCACCUUGUGAACGCAGGCCACCUGUGAAGCUCGAAGACAGACAGUUCCAUCUAAACAUAGCCACGGAAGUGUUGCAUCCCCCAGCUGGACAAGGAUGUUGUCGAGAUCUCAGAGACGCCAUAACUGCUUCUACAAUCAAUACAGUCUUACAAAUAUCCAUGUGACGCGAGUGUUAACUGCCAGCUGUGAACCCAGCGCUGCAGCCAGGCGAGGUUGGUUCGAGGAUACUGGAGAAUGAAGUGAACACAGAAAGAGUAAAGGGUCAAACCGUUCCCUUCAGUGUGUAUUUGGAAAAACAGUUGGGGUAUAUAUAUAUAUAUAUAUAUAUGGCACUGAUAAUGUAUGCAAAUAAUCCAGUGGAGAGGCACUAAGAACCUUAUCUCAGACAAAUUUUAAGGUAAAAUUUAUGUUUUCUUAAUUUGACAACCGUAAGACUUUGAUUACUUGUUGACUGAAAUGCCCGAACCAAAGUUGUGACUGAUGAAAACCUAUUCUUACUUUUAAAUUUAAAAAUGAAUGCAAAGUUGUUACAUUAGAGCAGCAGUUAGCACUGUUAGUUAGUAUUCUGUUCCCUAAGCCCCGCCCCUCUACAGCAGUCGUCCAGUCAUAGCUCAGCAACUGUAACUAACAGACCGUCAGUCUUGUGGAUGGGGAUGUUCUUCUUUUUAUAGCAGUGAGUCUGUUUAGCUGCCAAGUCUUGUGACAAUAUAUCAAUAUGAUUUGGGCUCAGCAGACCAUGCUAGGCUUUAUUUCUUGCCACGUUAUGGCUCAAAGAAUCCUCAUUUUGCACACUUCAGGUCGUGGCUUAUGUGAAGAAUAUAGGAUUUUUAACUUAUUUCACUAUGUUUACAUUUUAUGUACGUUCAGCUUCACUAUUAUAUUUUUUCAGUACGAAUUUUUCAAUAUUUAAUUUCCCAGAUGAUCCAGUGUUUUGUCUCAGGAAUAAGAUGGGUGCUGCUGCGUGAUAAGGCCAGUCGCAGUUUUUUUGUUUUCGUCUUAUUUUCUUUGUGGUAAAUAAAAAUGGGUGCAGGAAAGUGUGGCCACCUGUCUUUAAAUGUGCUGUGUCAAUUCGAAAUGUUUAUAUUACUACGUUGUGGGAAAAAAUAAAUCUUUGAUACCAAACUGUAAUUACAAAA
Messenger RNA from Scophthalmus maximus (turbot), 5898 nucleotides. It is a transcript of the gene uggt2, whose product is annotated as UDP-glucose glycoprotein glucosyltransferase 2. Lineage: Eukaryota; Metazoa; Chordata; Actinopteri; Pleuronectiformes; Scophthalmidae. Gene Ontology annotation, molecular function: UDP-glucose:glycoprotein glucosyltransferase activity. Bases 158 to 4744 code for a protein of 1528 amino acids. Gene Ontology annotation, cellular component: endoplasmic reticulum. The transcript has 41 exons. The record is from RefSeq and is a predicted model, not a curated record.